AUGACCCAAGUGAAUUUUGACCAUGAAUCGUCAUCUUUGUUUGACUUUUGUUCCGUUUGGCUGAAAUUUCUUUCGACUUUCUUCUUUUACAUUUCUUUAUUCGUUUUUCUUUUCUUUUUUAUUCAUUUUCGCUUAUUUUCCAUCAUUUUGCACAUCCUGACUUCCCUUUUUCUUUUCUUCCUUUCAUCGAUUUCAUUUAUUUCUUUUUUAUUUUCAUUUCAUUUUAUUUCUUCCUUUACACAUUUUCUUAAUUUGUUUGUACCAAUUUUUUUUUUCAUUUCUUUUAUCUUCUCCCCGUCUUUUUAUCAUUUUCCUUCCCCGUUUUACCAUUUUUUUCUCUUCUGUCUUUCAUUUUUUUCCUUCUUUUUCAUUACCUUUUUCUUUUACCGCUGCUCAACCUACCUUUUUUAUUCUACCGAUUUCCUUCUCUAUGCGCUCUCUUCAUUCUUUCUUCCUCUUUUCUCUUCUCAAUACUCUUCCUUCUUUAUUUCCUCUUUCAUUCCUCUUUCGAUUAAUAAUCUUUCUUUUUUCUUCUUUUAUUCCUUCCUAUUCUUCUCUUCUUUAUUUUCUCUUUCAUUCCUUCUUUCUCCUCACUUUUCCCCCGAAUACAUUCUUUCUUUCUUUCUUUCUUUCUUUCUGCGCUUCAUCUAUAUUUCUAAUUUCAUUACUUCUUUCCUUUUCCUUCUACAGCCGAUACGCUUCUUUCCUUAUUUUCUUUUUUUAGUUCAUUCUAUCAUCUUUCCAUCUGUACUUAAUGCACCUCAUCUAGAUUUCUUUUCUUCCUUUCCUAAUGAGCUUUCUUUCUCGUUCCUUCUUUCAUUCCUUCUUGCUUUUUCUUUAAUAAUUCUUUUCCCCUCUGGAUCUGAUAUAACCUUAGACUUUAAAAAAAAAAAAAAAAAAUCUCCCCCGAUAUAUUUUUUUUUUUUUUUACUUUCUGACCUCACCAUUUCUCCACUCGUUAACUCUGGAACAAUGACAAUCCACCACAAUCCGUAUAUGCUUUCCUUCUUUCUAUUCCUUUUGCAUUUUUUUAUCUACAUUCCCUUCUUGUUAUUUUCCUACAUAUUUAUUCGUACUUUUAUUAUUUAUUGUUCCUUCAUUUACUUUUUCAUAUUGUCUACUGGUUUAUCUUUCCAUAUCUUUAUUUGCUUUUUCAUUCUUUUUAAUCUUUCUUUCAUUCCUCGCUUUCCUUUAUCAGUACAGCCAUUUUUACUCUUCUUUCUUUCAUUUCUGUUUUCCUUAAUGUUCUUUUCCUUUUUUUUUUACUUCCUCCUUUAUUUUCCUUUUCUUUUCUUUUUCCUUUCUUUUUCCCUCCUUUCUCUCUUUCUUAAUUUCCCCUACUUUCUCUCCUUCUCCAUUUUCCUACUUUCUCUCCUUCUCCAUUUUCCUACUUUCUCUCCUUCUCCAUUUUCCUACUUUCUCUCCUUCUCCAUUUUCCUACUUUCUCUCCUUCUCCAUUUUCCUACUUUCUCCUUCUCCUUCUCCAUUUUCCUCCAUUUUCUCUCCUUCUCCAUUUUCCUACUUUCUCUCCUUCUCCAUUUUCCUACUUUCUCUCCUUCUCCAUUUUCCUACUUUCUCUCCUUCUCCAUUUUCCUACUUUCUCUCCUUCUCCAUUUUCCUACUUUCUCUCCUUCUCCAUUUUCCUACUUUCUCUCCUUCUCCAUUUUCCUACUUUCUCUCCUUCUCCAUUUUCCUACUUUUCUCCUCUCCAUUUCCAUUUUCUCCAUUUUCCCUCUUUCUCUCCUUCUCCAUUUUCCUACUUUUCUCUCUCCAUUUUCCUUUUUCCUUCUCCAUUUUCCUACUUUCUCUCCUUCUCCAUUUUCCUACUUUCUCUCCUUCUCCAUUUUCCUACUUUCUCUCCUUCUUUAUUCCCCCCUUUCUCCCCUUCUCAAUUUUCCUACUUUAUUUCCCCCCUUUCUCUCCUUCUCUAUUCCUCCCUUUCUCUCCUUCUUUAUUUCCCCCUUUCUCCCCUUCUCAAUUUUCCUACUUUCUCUCCUUUAUUUCCCCUCCUUUCUCUCCUUCUCCAUUUUCCUACUUUCUCUCCUUCUUUAUUUCCCCCUUUCUAUCCUCCAUUUUCCUACUUUCUCUCCUUCUUUAUUUCCCCCUUUCUCUCCUUCUCUAUUUCCCCCUUUCUCUCCCCUUCUCAAUUUUCCUACUUUCUCUCCUUUAUUUCCCCCCUUUCUCUCCUUUUUAAUUUCCCCCCUUUCUCUCCUUCUUAAUUUUCGCUUCUUAAUCUCUUUCUUUUUUUGUCUCACUUUUCUUCAUACUGAAUGUUUUCCUUUUUUGCUUAAUCUCUUUCUCAAUAUUUUCUUCAAAUUCUCUUUUUAUUUCACUUAUUCUCUUUGUUUUUACUUCCUUUUUCAUAAUUUCUCUUUUUUUUAA
Molecule: messenger RNA, 2382 nt
Organism: Acanthosepion pharaonis
Lineage: Eukaryota; Metazoa; Mollusca; Cephalopoda; Sepiida; Sepiidae
Source: the annotation of a GenBank genome assembly